CUUUCGGCUCCCUCCAUCCCUCCUUCCCUUCGUUCUUAUCCUCGUUCUCGCCCCCUUCCCUCCGCAAAAAAUUUCCACCUUUUCUCUCUCCUUCCUUCCUUCCUUCCUUAAAGAGAUAUAGAGAGAGAGAGAGAGAGAGUUAUGUCGGAUUAUGGCAACUGCUUCGCCAUCUAGGAUUUCCAUACCAUGUUCGUUUCACACGCACUUAUAAAACAAAAGUCCCUCCCGGAAAAACCCACACUUUUAAUACCAUCUUCUCCUUCUCCUUCUCCAUCUCCUUCUCCUCUCCUUUCUAGGUUUCUCUCACGUGGGCGGUUCAGCAGCCGCCGUUCUUGAACCUUGGUACGGCCCUUCUUGAUCCCCCCGUGCCUCGUUUUCUUCUUCUUGUUCCGUGGAGGUUAUGAUAUCGAGAUCUUGCUUGGACCUGCUGAGCCUGCUGUCCCUGGACGACUUCCGCGUCGUGAGCCGGAUUCCUAGAGUCAUGACGGCCGCGGGCGUGAUCUCCGACCUGUCGCCGAGGUCGGACUCCGACGACGCCGCGUCCUCGGCCGCGCCGGAGCGGCGGAUCGUCGUCGCCAACGAGCUCCCCGUGCGGGCCCACCAGGACAAGCAGUCCGGGAGGUGGCGGUUCGAGUUGGACCGGGACAAGCCGGUGGUGCAGCUCAAGGACGGGCUGCGGCCCGACGUGGAGGUCGUGUACGUCGGGUCCCUGAAGGCGGACAUUGACGCCGCCGAUCAGGAGGAGGUGGCGCAGGAGCUGUACGAGAGGUUCCGGUGCGUGCCCACGUUCUUGCCUACCGACACGCAGAACAAGUUCUACCAUGGUUUUUGCAAGCACUAUCUCUGGCCUCUGUUUCACUACAUGCUGCCCAUGUCGCUGAGCCAAGGCGCUCGGUUCAACCGCCAGCAGUGGCAGGCUUACCUGUCCGCCAACAAGGUCUUCGCCGACAAGAUCAUGGAGGUGAUCAACCCGGAAGAGGAUUAUGUCUGGAUACACGACUAUCACCUCAUGGUGCUGCCUACUUUUCUGAGGAAGAAGUUCCCUAGGAUGAAGGUUGGGUUUUUCUUGCACAGCCCCUUCCCGUCUUCGGAGAUUUACAGGACGAUCCCGGUGCGCGACGAGAUCUUGAAGGCCUUGCUGAACUGCGAUUUGAUCGGCUUCCACACGUUCGAUUACGCGCGGCAUUUCUUGACGUGCUGUAGUAGGAUGCUGGGGCUCGACUACGAGUCGAAGAGAGGGUACAUUGGGUUGGACUACUACGGUAGAACCGUGAAUAUCAAGAUUUCGCCGGUCGGGAUUCAUAUGGGUCAGCUUCAAUCUGAUCUGUCCAUGGAAUCAACGGCUAAGAAGGCUAAGGAAUUGAAGGAGCAAUAUGAGGGGAAAAUUGUCAUGGUGGGCGUGGACGAUUUGGACAUUUUCAAAGGUAUCAGCUUGAAAUUCUUGGCGAUGGGGCGACUCCUGGAGUCACAACCUGAGCUGAGGGGCAAGGUGGUUUUGGUUCAGAUCGCCAAUCCGGCCAGGAGUAGCGGAAAAGAUGUGCAGCAGGUUCAGAUCGAGUCCGAUUACGUCGCCGACGAGAUCAACAGAAAGUACGGCGGACCCGGGUACGAGCCGAUCGUUUACAUCAAAGGGCCGGUCACGACGCAAGAGAAGUUCGCGUAUUACUCGAUCGCCGAAUGCGUCGUGGUGAAUCCUGUUAGAGAUGGCAUGAAUCUUGUGCCGUACAAGUACACUGUGUGCAGACAGGGUAGCCCUGCUUUGGACAAGGCAUUGGGGAUCGACGGGAGCUCCGCUCCGAGGAAGAGCAUGAUUAUCGUGUCCGAGUUCAUCGGAUGCUCGCCGUCGCUGAGCGGGGCCACCAGGGUCAACCCGUGGGACAUUGAUUCUGUGGCGGAAGCCAUGAACUCGGCAAUCACCACCUCCGACUCGGAGAAGCUUCUGCGCCACGACAAGCAUUACAAGUACAUAAGCUCUCACGACAUCGAGUACUGGGCUCGGAGCUUCGACCAGGACCUCGAGAGGGCUUGCAGGGAGCAUUACCGGAUGAGGUGCUGGGGAAUCGGGUUCGGUCUGGGCUUCAGGGUCGUCGCCUUAGCACCCAACUUCAGGAAGCUCUCGGUGGAUCACAUCGCCUCUGCAUAUCGGAACACCCACAACCGGUUGAUUUUGCUGGACUAUGAUGGGACCCUGUUGUCGAAAACUUCCAUAGACAAGAGGCCUAGCAGCGACGUGAUUUCGGUGCUAAAUCGCCUGUGCAGAGAUCCGGAAAACGUCGUUUUCAUCGUCAGUGGUAGGGGUAAGGAUUCUCUAGGAGCGUGGUUCUCGCCAUGUGAGAAGUUGGGUAUCGCAGCUGAGCACGGUUACUUCAAAAGGUGGACUGGAGAUUCAGAAUGGGAAAAGUGCGGACCGACGAUGGAUUUCGAAUGGAAGAAGAUAGCCGAACCGGUGAUGGAGCAUUACAUAGAGGCGACAGAUGGCUCUUUCAUAGAGACUAAGGAGAGCGCAUUGGUUUGGCACCAUCAAGAUGCGGAUUCCCAAUUCGGAUCGUUCCAGGCGAAGGAGCUUCUCAAUCACCUGGAGAGCGUGCUCACGAACGAGCCGGUGGUCGUCAAAAGGGGUCAACACAUUGUCGAAGUGAAACCACAGGGCGUAAACAAAGGCACGGUGGUCGAAAAUCUGAUAUCGACCAUGCAGAGUAAAGGGAAGCUGCCCGACUUCUUGCUGUGCAUUGGGGAUGACCGCUCGGAUGAGGAUAUGUUCGAGGCUAUCUCGCGCGCAUUUUCGACCCCCUCCUCGACAUCUACAGCGGAAGUUUUCGCAUGUACCGUCGGGCAGAAGCCGAGCAUGGCCAAGUACUAUCUCGACGACACUAGCGAAGUCAUCAAGUUGCUUCAGGGCAUUGCAGCUGCGACAUCACAACCGAAACUCGGAUGUUUCCGAUCCAUAUUAGAAGAUACUCCAUCAGCUUGACAGCAAAGGAAAGAUUGAGCAGAAGAUGAUGAUACAGGGUAAAGAACUUAGUAGCUGUGAUUAAAUUUAUUUUAGGGAAGGGUGAACAUUUGUUUAGAGAUAGUGGGCAAGCCAAAAAAAAGCCACCCUUGUAAAAAGAAAGGUACAUAGUCUCACAGUUUCAUGUGUUAUAACCACACAAAAGUUUUAUAUAGAAUUUACAAGUGAUUUAUAUUCUUUCAUCA
Molecule: messenger RNA, 3195 nt
Organism: Eucalyptus grandis
Lineage: Eukaryota; Viridiplantae; Streptophyta; Magnoliopsida; Myrtales; Myrtaceae
Product: probable alpha,alpha-trehalose-phosphate synthase [UDP-forming] 11
Exons: 3
Coding region: 401-2971 (856 amino acids)
Biological process (GO): trehalose biosynthetic process
Cellular component (GO): cytosol
Molecular function (GO): catalytic activity
Source: RefSeq, a predicted model, not a curated record